This is a messenger RNA of Grammomys surdaster, 2618 nucleotides long. Its product is annotated as protocadherin gamma-A8-like. The annotation marks the transcript as partial. Gene Ontology annotation, molecular function: calcium ion binding. Lineage: Eukaryota; Metazoa; Chordata; Mammalia; Rodentia; Muridae. The record is from RefSeq and is a predicted model, not a curated record. Gene Ontology annotation, cellular component: plasma membrane. Gene Ontology annotation, biological process: homophilic cell-cell adhesion. The transcript has a single exon.
UUCUCAGCGCUGAUGAGGUCAGACAGGCAGAUUCCGGAGUCCAGCUGCGGAACUGCGGAACUGCGGAACAAUUCUGUCCAUAAAUAUGUGGCUCUCCAGCUUUCCGUAAGAUUAUUGUUUCCAUCGCCACAAGCAAAGGUAAUCCAGCCACCUAUGCCCAGUGAAGACUGAGCGGAUUCUUUUGAGAAUGAACAAUGGCUGCUUCCAAGAAUCAACACAGGCAUGGCCGGCUGAUGCUGCUGUGUACCCUACUGGGGACGCUGUGCAAGAUCGGGGUAGGACAGAUUCGCUACUCGGUGCCAGAAGAGACAGACAAAGGCACUGUUGUAGGCAACAUCUCCAAGGACCUGGGGCUGGAGCCCCGCGAGCUGGUGGAGCGCGGGGUCCGCAUCGUCUCCAGAGGUAGGUCGCAGCUUUUCUCCCUUAAUCCGCGGGGCGGCAGCUUGGUCACCGCAGGCAGGAUAGACCGGGAGGAGCUGUGCGCUCAGAGCGCGCCCUGUCUUGUAAAUAUCAACAUCCUAGUUGAGGAGAAAGGAAAACUCUUUGGAGUAGAAAUAGAAAUAACUGAUAUUAACGAUAAUAAUCCGAAGUUCCAUGUUGGAGAUCUGGAGGUGAAAAUUAAUGAAAUCGCUGCCCCUGGAGCACGGUACCCUCUUCCAAAAGCCGUUGAUCCAGAUGUGGGCAUAAACUCUCUUCAAAGUUACCAGCUCAGCCCCAGUCGCCAUUUCUCUCUGGACAUUCAGAGGGGAGACCACGGGGCUAUAAACCCAGAGCUGGUGCUGGAGCACACCUUGGACCGAGAGGAAGAGGCCGCUCACCACCUGAUCCUCACCGCCUACGAUGGCGGUGACCCGCGCCGCUCCAGCACAGCGCUCAUCCAGGUCACAGUGUUGGAUACCAACGACAAUGCCCCUAUUUUUGACCAACCUCUUUACCGCGUGAAAGUCCUUGAGAACGUGGCCCCUGGCACCCUGCUGCUUACAGUGAGAGCUAGCGAUCCGGAUGAGGGUGCCAAUGGGAAGGUGACAUAUAAAUUCCAGAAAAUUAAUGACAAACAAUCGCUGUUAUUCCAUCUUCAUGAAAACACGGGGGAAAUGACAGUAGCGAAAAAUCUGGACUAUGAAGAAUGUUCAUUGUAUGAAAUGGAAAUACAGGCUGAAGAUGUGGGGGCGCUUCUGGGAAGGAGCAAAGUGAUAAUUAUGGUAGAAGAUAUAAAUGACAAUCGGCCGGAAGUGACCAUUACAUCCUUGUUUAACCCGGUAUUGGAAAGUUCUCCUCCCGGAACAGUAAUUGCUUUCUUGAAUGUGCAUGACCCAGACUCUGGAAAGAACGGCCAAGUUGUCUGUUACACACAUGAUAACUUACCUUUUAAACUAGAAAAGUCAAUAGAUAAUUAUUAUAGAUUGGUAACGUGGAAAUACUUGGACCGAGAAAAAGUCUCAGCCUACAAUAUCACAGUGAUAGCUUCGGAUCUAGGAACCCCACCUCUGUCUACUGAAACUUACAUUGCCCUGACUGUGGCAGACACUAAUGACAACCCUCCUCGUUUUCCUCACUCCUCCUACACAGCCUAUCUCCCAGAGAACAACCUGAGAGGAGCCUCCAUCUUCUCAUUGACUGCACACGAUCCUGACAGCCAGGAAAAUGCCCAGGUCACUUACUCUGUGUCUGAGGACACCAUACAGGGAGUGCCUUUGUCCUCUUACAUCUCCAUCAACUCAGACACUGGUGUCCUGUAUGCACUGCAGUCUUUUGACUUUGAGAAGAUACAAGACUUGCAGCUAUUGGUUAUUGCCACUGACAGUGGAAGCCCACCUCUCAGCAGCAACGUGUCUCUGAGCUUGUUUGUGUUAGACCAGAAUGACAAUGCACCUGAGAUUCUAUACCCUAGCUUCCCCACGGACGGUUCCACUGGUGUGGAAUUAGCUCCCCGCUCUGCAGAGCCUGGAUAUCUGGUGACCAAAGUGGUGGCAGUGGACAAAGAUUCGGGACAGAAUGCUUGGCUGUCCUACCGUCUGCUCAAGGCCAGCGAACCUGGGCUCUUCUCUGUAGGACUUCACACGGGUGAGGUGCGCACAGCAAGGGCACUGCUGGACAGAGAUGCUCUCAAGCAGACUCUGGUGAUGACUGUGCAGGACCAUGGCCAACCCCCUCUCUCAGCCACUGUGACUCUCACUGUGGCGGUGGCUAACAGCAUCCCUGAAGUAUUGGCUGACUUGACCAGCAUUAUGACCCCUGGGGUACCAGAGGAUUCAGAUCUCACACUCCACCUGGUGGUGGCAGUGGCUGUGGUCUCCUGUGUCUUCCUUGUCUUUGUCAUUGUCCUCCUAGCUCUCAGACUUCAGCGCUGGCAGAAGUCUCGCCAGCUCCAGGGCUCCAGAGGUAGAUUGGCCCCUGCACCUCCAUCACACUUUGUGGGCAUUGACGGAGUACAAGCUUUUCUACAAACCUAUUCUCAUGAAGUCUCACUCACUUCAGGCUCCCAGACAAGCCACAUUAUCUUCCCUCAGCCCAACUAUGCAGACAUGCUCAUUAACCAAGAAAGCUGUGAGAAAAAUGAUUCCUUAUUAACAUCCAUAGAUCUUCACGAGAGUAAGGAUGAAGAUGCUUGUGCUCUG